AUGGCCAAAUUUUCCAACCAUUCAUCACUUCCCUCACCAUUUCAACCAUUUAUCGUCAUACUCGUCAUCGUCUUCUUCCUUUUCCAUACGAUCACAACAUCAUACUCUGCGACUUUAUUGAACGUUUUGGAUUUUGGCGCCAUACGCGGCGGGGGACGGGAUUCGAGCCCGGCCUUUCGCCGUGCAUGGGCAAAGGCUUGCAUGUCGUCGGAAUCCACAAUUGUUUACGUUCCAAAGGGGAGGUUUUUGGUUCGGCCGAUUGAGUUCCACGGCGGGUGUGGCAACAACGAUAUUAGUUUCCAUAUCGACGGGGCUCUGGUUGCACCGUCCGAUUACCGUAUCCUUGGCGACGUCGGAAGCUGGCUGAGCUUUGAUGGCGUUGAUGGCGUUACUUUGAGUGGUGGAGUUCUUGAUGCCAACGGCGCCGCCUUGUGGGACUGCAAAGCCUCCGCCGACCACUGCCCCGUCGGAGCCAUGACACUGAAUUUUAGGAACUCGAACAAUAUAAGGAUUAGAGGGAUGAUGUCCAAAAACAGCCAAUUAUUCCAUAUAUUGAUCGAUGGAUGCAAGAACGUGUUGGUGGAAGGAGUGAAUAUCGUGGCCCCGAGUCAUAGCCCUAACACAGAUGGCAUCCACGUAGAAACAUCCACGCACGUGACUAUCGUUAACUCUAUCAUCCAAACGGGAGACGAUUGUAUUUCCAUCGGCCCUGGGUCCCGUAAUCUGUGGAUCCAACGUAUCCGAUGUGGACCUGGUCAUGGCAUUAGUAUAGGAAGCUUGGCACACAACAAGAACGAGCCUGGGGUGCGAAACGUCACCGUUUCGAAUGCAAUUUUCUCAGGAACGCAAAAUGGGCUGAGAAUAAAAUCAUGGGCCAGGCCCAGUUCUGGAUUUGUGUACGGAGUCCAAUUCCUUGGUGCCACCAUGCAUAAUGUCCAAAACCCUAUUCUCAUUGACCAACACUACUGCCCGCACAACCUAAACUGCCCCGGUCAGGAGUCGGGAAUCAAGAUCAGCAAUAUAAUAUAUAAAGACAUCGUAGGAACUUCAGCCACACCAAUCGCCAUAAAGUUUGAUUGUAGUUCGAGAAACCCUUGCAAUGGCAUAAGGCUCGAGGAUGUUCGCUUAACUUACCAAAAUGAAGAAGCCAAGUCUUCAUGUGAAUAUGCCAAUGGUAAAGCCUUGGGUUUGGUUCAACCAAAUGGUUGCUUUUCUUAA
Messenger RNA from Cucurbita pepo subsp. pepo (vegetable marrow), 1218 nucleotides. Its product is annotated as polygalacturonase-like. Gene Ontology annotation, molecular function: polygalacturonase activity. NCBI's taxonomy places the organism in Eukaryota, Viridiplantae, Streptophyta, Magnoliopsida, Cucurbitales, Cucurbitaceae. The record is from RefSeq and is a predicted model, not a curated record. Gene Ontology annotation, biological process: carbohydrate metabolic process.